AUGAAGGCAGAAGGUCGAGAAAAGGGCGAGGGUGAAACGGAGGAGCAGGAGAAGGUACGUAUCAGGCCAGAGCCUAGUCACAGCGGAAGCCAGAACCAGAACCAGAACCAAUGUCAAAGAGCUGAGUGGGAUGACUUCAUCAACCUCUCGAUCGACCCCGCCUUGCGCCUAGCUCGACAGGCGAACAGGAUCAAGCAAAACAACAGCAGACGCAGGUUCAACUCAACCACUGUUGUUGCCCGGCCAGCCGGCAUCGUUGGGGAUGAAAACGACUCUCAAACAGAAGCCGACGAAGGAAAACGUCCCACAGCCUGGACGGAAGACGGUGUGCUAGUACGGACCAAGUGCCUGCCGGGGGAUGAUGGAUUUGUGGCAUGGGCAGGAAAGGUGAACGCACGUCAAAACACCGAGUCCGACGGCUAUUGGAGCGACAAGGGAGGCACCCUGGGAAGGGGGGCAACGACAGCAAGCUGGCAAAGCUGGGUCGAGUCGUUUGUCUGGCUGUCGGCAGCGGCCAAGUCACCAUCCCCCACUGGCCCACGUUGUUGUUCCUUGACAACCCUUCGGAAGCUCGUGGAAUCUUGCGUCCCUUGGGAGCGGGGACAGCAGCUUGGACGGACGAGUGGAUGGUACAGCAGCGGCGGCGGCGGCGGCGGACCGGCGGUGGACAAGUGA
Molecule: messenger RNA, 675 nt
Organism: Colletotrichum orchidophilum
Lineage: Eukaryota; Fungi; Ascomycota; Sordariomycetes; Glomerellales; Glomerellaceae
Exons: 4
Coding region: 1-675 (224 amino acids)
Source: RefSeq, a predicted model, not a curated record